Amaranthus tricolor (Joseph's coat) is the source of this 1990-nucleotide messenger RNA. RefSeq lists its product as uncharacterized. The coding region runs from base 142 to 1737 and encodes 531 amino acids. The transcript is spliced from 9 exons. Lineage: Eukaryota; Viridiplantae; Streptophyta; Magnoliopsida; Caryophyllales; Amaranthaceae. The record is from RefSeq and is a predicted model, not a curated record. Gene Ontology annotation, cellular component: plasma membrane; plasmodesma.
AUUAGCACUAGUAGUUAAGUAAACCAUAGGAUAGAACACUGAACACCCCAAUUGUUACAACUACCCACGUUUUCUGCCUCAGUUAAUAACAGUGACUUUCUUCUGUUCUCCUUUACAAAGAAAAACAUCUCUGCAUUAAAAAUGUCAUAUUUUAGCAAAUUAUUUUUCUGUUUUUCACUCACUUUCUUCACUAUUUUCUUCUUUUCAUCCGCCAAUGCUUUACCAGUUUUGGGUUCAUCUUCUUUUAAAGGGAUGAAAAAAUGGGAAAAUAAUAAUAGAAGAAUUAUAGCGGAAAAAACUGAAGGAAACUCUUCAUUGAUAUUGGCAGCAAAGAACACAUAUAGAAGAGACCCAUUUGAUGAUUUUAAUCGUUACACUGGUGGUUGGAAUAUUACUAAUCGUCAUUAUUGGGCUUCUGUAGCUUUCACAGCAGCCCCGUUCUUCAUCAUUGCUGCAGUUUGGUUUGUGAUUUUCGGGCUUACUUUGAUCUGCGGUUGUCUAUAUUUCUGCUGUUGUAGAAAAGCUCCAUAUGGUUAUUCUCGAGUCUGCUAUGCUCUUUCACUCAUCUUGCUCAUACUUUUCACUGUUGCUGCUAUAAUCGGUUGCAUAUUUCUUUAUGCCGGUCAGGCAAAGUUUCAUGUUAGUACAACAAAAACAUUGCGGUAUGUAGUGGAUCAGGCAGAUUAUACGGUUGAGAACCUUAACAAUGUCUCACGGUAUCUUGAUGAGGCACAAAACAUUGGUGUGGGACAGUUGAGGCUACCUGAAAAUGUCCAGAAUAAGAUCAAUGACGUUCAGACAAAGAUGAAUUCUGCUGCUAAUACACUUGAUGAGAAAUCCCAGGAAAAUUCCAGAAGGAUUCGACGCGCCUUAGAUUUCGUGAGGAUGACGCUGAUUAUCCUUGCAGCAGUAAUGCUCUUCUUGGCAUUUGUCGGAUUUUUGCUGUCGAUUUUUGGAGUACAAUGUCUUGUGUACACAAUGGUCAUCGUGGGUUGGCUUUUGGUGACUUUAACAUUUGUGUUAUGCGGAGUUUUUCUGGUCCUCCAUAAUGUGGUUGCGGACACUUGUAUCUCCAUGAACCAAUGGGUCCAAAACCCUACAGCACAUACAGCCUUGGAUGACAUCUUGCCUUGUGUAGACAAUACAACAGCUCAAGAAACAGUGUUAAGAUCAAAAGAAGUAACUUAUCAACUAGUCGACAUGGUCAAUUUGGUUCUUGCAAAUAUUGCCAACACUAAUGUACCACCAAACACUCCACCGCCAUUGUACUUCAAUCAAUCAGGUCCAUUGGUGCCUAAUCUUUGCAACCCAUUCUACUCAAAUUUUACUGAUCGUAGAUGUGUAUCCGGUGAAGUUGACUUCGACAAUGCAACACAGGUAUGGAAGAGUUAUACGUGUCAGACUAGAAAAGCUAACAGAAACGAGAUAUGUACUACGACAGGACGGCUAACACCCACAUUAUACAACCAAAUGAAUUCUGCUGAGUCAGUGGGAUUUGCUUUGUAUCAUUACACACCAUUUUUGGUAGACCUCCAAGACUGCACUUUUGUGCGAACCACAUUCAAUGACUUCAGUGUGAACUACUGCCCUGGACUGAGAAAAUACACCCAGUGGAUCUAUGUUGGUCUAGUUUUGGUCUCGGCUGCUGUCAUGUUUUCCUUGAUUUUCUGGGUCAUCUAUGCUCGGGAACGAAGGCACCGUGUUUAUACCAAGGAAUAUGAUUUAGCCUAUCACUAAAGCAUGCAUGAAGUACGUGUAUUCUGAUCAGGACAUAAUUCAGUUCAAUGAUGUUCAUUCUUUUGUGUAUACACAACUAUAAAAGUAGUGUGCAAGAUAGUGAUAGUUCUAUGUGCAUUAUUGGCAUUCAUAUAUUGAAUCUAGAUUAAAAUAUAUGUGAACUUGAUGUAAAAAGGUUAAUUAUUUUAUGUAUUACUGUAAUUAGGUACUGUAUGAGGCUGUGCAUUGAGACAAGAAAUGAAUAAAAAUGACA